AUGGUUAAGGCUGUUGUCCUUGGUGCCGCUGGUGGCAUUGGCCAGCCCCUCUCUCUUCUUCUCAAGACCAGUCCCCUCAUUGACGAGUUGGCGCUGUACGAUGUUGUCAACACUCCCGGUGUCGCUGCCGACAUUUCUCACAUUUCAACUACCGCUACCGUGACCGGAUUCCUUCCCGCCGAUGACGGCUUAAGACACGCCUUGACUGGCGCCGAUAUUGUGGUGAUCCCCGCUGGUGUCCCCCGGAAACCCGGUAUGACCCGUGACGACCUUUUCAAAGUCAACGCCGGAAUCGUCCGAGAUCUUGCAAAGGGCAUCUCAGAAUACUGCCCGAAAGCCUACACUCUUAUCAUUUCAAACCCCGUGAACUCGACCGUGCCCGUGGCUGCUGAGGUCUUCCGAAAUGCCGGCGUGCUUGACCCCAAGCGCCUUUUCGGUGUAACAACGCUGGACAUUGUCCGCGCCGAAACUUUUGCUCAAGAAUUUACCGGCCAGAAGGUGCCCUCGGCCACCACGAUACCUGUUGUUGGCGGUCACUCUGGCGAGACCAUUGUGCCUCUCUUUAGCCAAGCCCAGCCGAGUUUCAACGUCCCAGAGGCCAAGCUUGACGCGAUCGUGAACCGUAUUCAAUUCGGCGGAGACGAGGUCGUCAAAGCAAAGAACGGAGGUGGCUCUGCUACGUUGUCUAUGGCCUAUGCAGGCUUCCGGUUCGCCGAGAAGGUUCUCAAGGCCGUCAGCGGUGAAAAGGGCUUAGUCGAGCCUUCAUUUGUCUAUCUCCCCGGUGUCGAAGGCGGCGAAGAGAUUGCAAAGGAGGUCGGAGUUGACUUCUUCUCGGUACCUGUUGAGCUCGGCCCAUCUGGAGUUGUCAAGGCCAACAACGUCCUCGCAAACAUCAACGACUACGAGAGGAAACUGCUCGAAGUUGCCAUCAAGGGCUUGAAGGGCAACAUCGAGAAGGGCGUUGAAUUCGUCAAGAACCCUCCACCAAAGUGA
Molecule: messenger RNA, 993 nt
Organism: Xylona heveae TC161
Lineage: Eukaryota; Fungi; Ascomycota; Xylonomycetes; Xylonales; Xylonaceae
Product: malate dehydrogenase, NAD-dependent
Exons: 8
Coding region: 1-993 (330 amino acids)
Biological process (GO): tricarboxylic acid cycle; carboxylic acid metabolic process
Cellular component (GO): cytoplasm
Molecular function (GO): L-malate dehydrogenase (NAD+) activity
Source: RefSeq, a predicted model, not a curated record